Messenger RNA from Marmota flaviventris (yellow-bellied marmot), 1588 nucleotides. It is a transcript of the gene Shfl, whose product is annotated as shiftless antiviral inhibitor of ribosomal frameshifting. Gene Ontology annotation, molecular function: ribosome binding; sequence-specific mRNA binding. NCBI's taxonomy places the organism in Eukaryota, Metazoa, Chordata, Mammalia, Rodentia, Sciuridae. The record is from RefSeq and is a predicted model, not a curated record. Gene Ontology annotation, biological process: viral translational frameshifting; innate immune response.
CGGGCGCGCCCAGGUAGGGGGCGGCCGCGCCGCGCAGUGCGGACCCUCGCGGAGACCUGCGCCACCGCCGCCGCCGCCACCAUGUCUCAGGAAGGGGUAGAGCUGGAGAAGAGCGUCCGGCGCCUCCGGGAGAAGUUUCAUGGGAAGGUGUCCAACAAGAAGGCAGGGGCGCUUAUGAGGAAAUUCGGCAGCGACCACACCGGAGUGGGACGCUCCAUCGUGUACGGGGUAAAGCAGAGAGAUGGACAGGAACUGAGUAACGACCUGGAUGCCCAGGACCCACCAGAGGACAUGAAGCAGGAUCGGGAUAUCCAGGCGGUGGCCACCUCCCUCCUGCCAUUGACGCAGGCCAACCUGCGCAUGUUCCAGCGUGCCCAGGACGACCUGAUCCCUGCCGUGGACCGCCAGUUUGCCUGUUCCUCCUGUGAUCACGUCUGGUGGCGCCGUGUGCCCCAGCGCAAAGAGGUGUCUCGGUGCCGGAAAUGCCGCAAGCGCUACGACCCAGUGCCCUGUGACAAGAUGUGGGGCGUGGCCGAGUUCCACUGCCCGAAGUGUCGGCAUAACUUCCGGGGCUGGGCACAAAUGGGGUCCCCGUCCCCCUGCUACGGGUGCGGCUUUCCCGUGUAUCCAACACGGAUCCUCCCCCCGCGCUGGGACCGGGACAUGGACCGCCGCAGCACACACACCCACUCCUGCUCGGCCGCCGACUGCUACAACCGGCGAGAGCCCCAUGUGCCUGGCACGUCCUGUGCACACCCCAAGAGCCGCAAACAGAACCAUCUGCCCAAAGUCCUCCACCCCAGCAACCCCCACGUCAGCAGCGGCUCCACGGUGGCCACUUGCCUGAGCCAGGGCGGCCUCCUGGAGGACCUGGACAACCUCAUCUUGGAGGACCUGAAGGAGGAGGAAGAGGAGGAGGAGGAAGAGGAGGAGGAGGAGGAGGAGGGCAGGCCCAGGGAGUGACCCCUGCGGGCGCACACACCAGACGCGGGCUCUGGAUGCUCUGUGUUGUUAUAAAAUGUGAGCUCAAAUCCGAGACAAGUGCCCUUGGGGAGCUGUCUGGGCCCGCGACACGGGUGGGGGGACUCCUGGGUCCCAUUCUGGGGCUCUGGGGAGCAAAUCCACAGUGGGAAAGUCCGGGACAGGCUCAGCACUGAGCCACAGAGAAGGUGCGGCCAGGACAAUUUAGUCUUCUGCUGGGAAACACCCCGGGGCCAGGCGGACAGAGGCCCGGGCAGUCAGGGCCUGGCGGGUCGGAUCAACAUGGCGGCCUUCUUGAGGGAGUAUGCCCCGCCACGGAACUCAGCCCAGUAGACACCAUCCUGGUAGCGGUUUCGGUAGUGGCCACCACGGUGCCACACACCAUUGAGGUUGGAGUGGGCACAGGCAUGGUACCACCAGCCCCCGCGCUGGUACAAGGCGCAGUUACCUGAGGGGAAAAGAGUGGGUGUCCUCACCAGAUUAAAGGAGCCUCCCCUGCACGCCACGUGCAAGGCAUCUGCCAACCAUCCCCUGGUCCUCCCCAGUCUUACUGAAUAUAAGCCCUGAUCCUCCAUUUCCUCUCCAAAAUAAAAACCCUGGCCUCCCA